This is a messenger RNA of Trypanosoma brucei brucei TREU927, 1842 nucleotides long. Its product is annotated as DNA damage repair protein, putative. Gene Ontology annotation, cellular component: nucleus. NCBI's taxonomy places the organism in Eukaryota, Euglenozoa, Kinetoplastea, Trypanosomatida, Trypanosomatidae. Gene Ontology annotation, biological process: error-free translesion synthesis; error-prone translesion synthesis. Gene Ontology annotation, molecular function: DNA-directed DNA polymerase activity; deoxycytidyl transferase activity; damaged DNA binding. The coding region runs from base 1 to 1842 and encodes 613 amino acids. The record is from RefSeq and is a predicted model, not a curated record. The transcript has a single exon.
AUGGAGACGAAUGGACCGAAGAGGUCGCGGGUCCGGGACCAAUUAAACAGUCUUAAGCAUUUCCAACAGCACUCACGCCUUCACUUCAUUGGUCAAUGGAAGACGAAGGCACAUGAUUUGUUUAAGGAGUGGUUCGCGGAGAAUCCUGCUUGGAAUCACGGCGUCCUUGAUCGCCAAGCAAUCUUUGCGCAUUUGGAUAUGGAUGCCUUCUUCUGCAGCGUAGUAUUGGCGAGGGAGGAGAAUGCUCAUCUUCGUGAUAAGCCGGUUUGCGUUGCAGCCGGGCGAGGAAACAGUGACAUUUCCUCUUGUAACUACGUUGCGAGGUCUUUCGGCGUUCGUGCAGGCAUGUACGUCAACGCUGCGAGGGUUCUUUGCCCCGACUUGCGUGUUCUGAGUUAUGACCUCGAGCGGAGUGGAGAGGUGGCGAUGUGUCUUUACCGCAUGAUCUUCGAGCUCUGCCCUGCUCACCUGACCAUGUCCGUUGAGGUCUACAGUGUUGACGAGGUGAUGAUCGCGUUCGACACUGAUAGCUAUGAGGCGGUGGAAGACUACUGUAACGAAGUCCGUCGUGAGCUGGAAGCUGCCACGAAGUGUACGGUGUCUUGUGGGAUCGGGCCUAAUGUGAUGCUUGCCCGAAUCGCAACGCAAUCUGCAAAGCCGGAUGGAACGUUCAUUGUCCGCCCUGAGGACGUGACGGCAAUCGUUUCGCAGUUGCCUUUUUCGGAGAUACAUGGAGCGGGGAGUUCAACUAUUGCUAAGUUGGUGCCUCUACUGGGUGAUUAUCUCGGGGAUAUGGAAGGCGUAGGUGAGGAAAACAUUUUGUGUCAGCACGUUCAGAAGUUGACGAAGCAGCAACUGCAGCGUGUCCUCGGGCAAAAGACGGGAGAAAACUUCUAUAACUUGUGCCGGGGUAAUGAUGUGCGUCUGGUGACCCGUACUGGCGACGAGGAAAAUCAAAGACUAAUGGGAAAGAGGACACGUGCAAGUAUUGGUUGCUCAAUGAAUUAUGCCGUUCGACCUAAAACUGUUGAAGAUGUAUGGAGCAUCGCCAGGCAGUUGCUGGAUGUAGUAUGUGCCAAGAUGGGGCGUGGUCCGUACUGCUGUUCCGGGCUAAGAGUUACCAUAUUGGAGCGGCACCCGCUGCACCCGAAGGAGACCCUAAAGUAUAUGGGAAGGGGAAAAUGCCUUGAGUUCCAUAUUCCCGUCAACUUCAGCUCCGUGCUGAAGUCUUGUGAUAUGGAAAUAAUGCUUGCUUGUGUAGAGCGCGCACUUGGGCCUCUCCUUGUCCUUGGCCGUACAAUGCGUGACGAGGAAAGGGUGGAGGAACUUGGCUUACAAGAAAGUACAAAGUCAGGGAUUAUUUGGACCGUUGGUGUUGACACCAUUACAGACAUUGUUAUUGAGGAUAUCCGUGGAAUGUCCAUACAAGCCACGGCCGUCCGUCUGGAGCACGAUGGGAAAGAUACUCCGAAGCAUACAACCGGCGUGCAACUGUCGCUUGCCGAUGCCUUUUCGAAAAGGGCGUCAAACCAGAAGGGGUCACUUGUAAAUGGAGGGAAGCCAGCGAAGAGGCCCCCAUCAUCUUCUGGGGACUCAAUAGACUUCCUCGCAUUGGAUGAUUUGAUGAACCACAAUGUGGACGAUUCAUUCGUCUCCGAGUGGAAGAAACUCGCCGUCCAAGCCGGUAAACAGGUUGACUACACAACACUGAAAGCCCUUAUCCGCAUCGCGGCUUUGAGGUGUGCCGAAAGCCCCAAACCUUCUGGGGAGAUGAAAGAGUUGUUUCGUACAUUAGUUUCUUUUGCACAAGGUUUAUUGCCUCACCCUGUUGCUUUUACAUAG